AUGGUCGAUGCUUUUGAGAACGAGAGCGGGCUUGCCUCGACGGCGCCUCGGCCGAUUCGCAAGAAAUUCGCCAAACCUCCCGUCAAGGUAGCCUGUUUGCCUUGUCGCGCCUCGAGAACACGCUGUUGCGGGCAGGAACCCUGUGCCAAUUGCGUCGCCAAAGGCCGAAAGUGCUCGUACCUGCCUAGCAAACGAGGCGGGCCACGCAAGAAGAAGCAAAAGGUUUCUUCCCCGUCGCCGGACGAAGAGCUGAAGGAGGAGGAUGCCCAGUAUGCUGUGGAUCCCUCCGGGGAUUUCGACGAGCGGCCGGGGAUGUUUAGUCAAAUCGACGUGCUCUCUCUACCGGGCGCAGGUUUGCGGCAUCUGGAUUUCCCGCAAGUGGCCUCAAUAUUCCAGGGCUUCUAUGCGGGGGAUGAGAGUCCGUCCCAUGUCCACAUGGAGCCUAUGCCAUCCCUCAUGAGCACGACGUCGUGUCUGGUGAGAACCUACGGGAGCGAAGCAGAAAUUUUGAACGCCUAUUACGAUUUCAUCCACUAUUAUUUUCCCAUCUUGCCACCCCGGGUAUUACCACAACGUCAGGACCGACCAUUGCACUGCCCUGUCUCCCCAAGUCCGUCAUCAGAGCCGCUCAUGAUGUAUCGGCCCCGUUCGCCUUUGAGCCUUGCGAUAUCGGCAAUCCUGGCAUUGAUUCCGCACCCCGACGACCCGGAACCUUCCUCGCCGGCAUCUGUCGUUCAACGCAGGACGUACGCGCAUGCAUUUGCCCAACUAGCCAAUUCGGUCAUCGAGACGGAGUGUGAUCUUGAAUUGUCCUCAACUCACCCUGGACAGGCAUUAUCAAGCGCACGGCCGUCGGUAACCCGAGAUAGGCUUCAUCCCUUGACUCCGGAGGAUCUUGAGACUCUUCUGGCUCUACUCAUCCUCUCAGUGUACGAGUACUCACAACGGGGAAAUCUUCUCAAGAUGAGAUAUCGUGCCGGUCAAGCUUUGGCUCUUGCUCUGGAUAAGUCCCUUCAUUCCUGCAUGGACAGUGAUGACUUCGCUGAAGCUCGCCGGAGGGCUUGGUGGAUGACGUAUUAUUGUGUCAUUCAAGGUUCCAUUGUGAGCAUAACUCCUCCGACGAUCGUCAUCAAUGACCCGCAGUUUACAACACCAUACCCACAUUUCGAUUCAGAUGCUGAGGGCUGGUCAAUUCUUAUACAGGCACAACAAGUCUUGAUAUCAGCUACUCAGUUCAUCUCCGAUCUGAAUAAAAGUCUUACCUCACAGUCGGGUCUCCAUUACAUGUUUGAACGGAUGCAGCAGCUCGAUUCCUGGACGAAUUCUGUGCUCGCGCAGACAGAUAUGCUCCCAUUGGUCUCUCGACAUCCAGACUUUGACGAUCGCCAUGAAACAAUAACUGCUCAAACCAUACGAACCAUAUCCCGGAUCAAACUGUCAAGUGCACAAAUCAAGACCCAUCGCUUCAGAGCCUUCUCCGACAUCCCCAUCUUCAUCAAAAGACAUUGCGACCUAACGGCUGCAAACCCAAGCAACGCAUCAACAGACCUAAUCACAAAACCUGCCGUCCAGGGGUCAGGGAUCAACAACAUCUCCUGCUCAUGCAGCCACCUCGACCACUUCCAACGCGCUUCUUCCACUGAAUACAUGACACCCUCAGACUCUUCUACUUCAUCCGACAUCCACCCCUAUCUCCCGGCAUAUCCGCAGUAUCCUUUCGCCUCCGGGUUCCCUUACAGUCCACAACAAUGCGCAAAGAUCUGUCUGCGAGCCGCGCUCGUCAUUUCCAGUGCAUUUGAGUCCUUGCCCUAUCCUCAGCCAUUAUCCGAAGGUCGGCAGCAACAUCAAUCGAGUCGCCCACUAUCUCGGACUAUGCCCUCGUUCGCCUGUUGCCUAAUGCAAAGCAGCUACGCAAUGCUCAUGAUCUUUUACAAGGCACGAGUGGCCAAGCAGCUCUCGCCCGGUGCGGAAACUGAACUCGCAAGUGAUUCGACCGAUCAGCUGAUGGAAGAGCUACGGCGGGGCCUGGAACGAAUUAUUGCAGCUGUGUCAAAUUAUUCGUAUGCUUUUGAGGCAAUGGAUGGGAUGAGAGACGAAAUUCAAGGUGCAUAUCAAACGGCGUUUUCUACUACAUCUGUUUAG
This is a messenger RNA of Penicillium canariense, 2142 nucleotides long. RefSeq lists its product as uncharacterized. NCBI's taxonomy places the organism in Eukaryota, Fungi, Ascomycota, Eurotiomycetes, Eurotiales, Aspergillaceae. The record is from RefSeq and is a predicted model, not a curated record. Gene Ontology annotation, molecular function: zinc ion binding; DNA binding; DNA-binding transcription factor activity, RNA polymerase II-specific. The coding region runs from base 1 to 2142 and encodes 713 amino acids. Gene Ontology annotation, biological process: regulation of DNA-templated transcription; DNA-templated transcription. The transcript is spliced from 10 exons.